Molecule: messenger RNA, 1381 nt
Organism: Cajanus cajan (pigeon pea)
Lineage: Eukaryota; Viridiplantae; Streptophyta; Magnoliopsida; Fabales; Fabaceae
Product: transcription factor MYB44
Biological process (GO): regulation of DNA-templated transcription
Cellular component (GO): nucleus
Molecular function (GO): RNA polymerase II cis-regulatory region sequence-specific DNA binding; DNA-binding transcription factor activity, RNA polymerase II-specific
Source: RefSeq, a predicted model, not a curated record
GCAGGGUGGAAGUGAUCCAAUGCUCCACCACAACAACUAAACCGCAAAACCUCCCUCAUUUCCUCCACCAACGAUAAAAAGCACCGCAAAAGAGCAUGAUGGCGGUGAACAGAAAGGACAUGGACCGGAUCAAGGGCCCAUGGAGCCCGGAAGAGGACGAGGCCCUGCAGAAGCUGGUAGAGAGGCACGGGCCCAGAAACUGGUCGCUUAUCAGCAGGUCAAUCCCGGGCCGCUCGGGGAAGUCCUGCAGGCUCCGAUGGUGCAACCAGCUGUCCCCUCAGGUGGAGCACCGGGCCUUCACGCCCGAAGAGGACGAAACCAUUAUCCGGGCCCAUGCCCGCUUCGGAAACAAGUGGGCCACCAUAGCCCGCCUCCUCUCGGGCCGCACCGAUAACGCUAUCAAGAACCACUGGAACUCAACCCUAAAGCGCAAGUGCGCCUCCAUCAUGAUCGCCGACGAUCGCCCCUUCAAGCGCUCCGUCAGCGCCGGCGCCGCGCUCCCGCUUUCUCCGGGGAGCCCCUCCGGAUCUGAUGUGAGCGAGUCCAGCGCUCCCGGCGUGCUCUCUCCUUCGCACGUGUUUCGGCCCGUGCCGCUUCGCCCUACCGUGGAAACAGCCUCCUCCAGCGACGACGGGCCCACCACUUCGCUCUCGCUCUCUCUUCCCGGCGUGGAGUCAUCGGAAGUGUCGAAUCGCGCGGUGGCGGUGGCGGCGCCGGUGAUUCCUGUGGCGGCGAUGCCGGUUUCCUCCUCGGCGGUGGAGGUUGGAUUAGGAGCGAUGAAUCUGAGCGCGGAGUUUAUGGCGGUGAUGCAUGAGAUGAUACGGACGGAAGUGAGGAGUUACAUGGAGCAGCAGAAUCAGAAUGGGAUGUGUUUUGAAGGAGUGGAUGGGUUUAGGAAUGUGUCGGUGAAGCGAAUUGGAAUUAGCAGAGUUGAUUCCUAAUUAUGAUCAAGGAACAAAACAAAAGAAACAUGAAAAUGAAAGGAACAUGUUUUCCUUCUUUUUUUUUUUUUUUUAAUUUCUAGGGAAUAAUAUUGAUUAGUGUACAGUGAGAGAAAGAGUAGCAUGGAAUGGAACGCUGGAAAUCGAAAUUUCAUGACAAAUUUGAAAUUUCUUUGGUUCAUGAUGCCUGUGCAAAAAUGAUAAAAGAGAGAGAGAGAAGGGUUAGGAUUUAAAAGUGAAUGGAAUAUCCUCAAAUUUUCAAUAUUAAGUUCAAUUUAUUUUUCUAAUCUGCGGAAGCAUGUUGUAAAUAUUUGUUUGGGUUGAAAUCCAAAAUUAGUAAUUAGUGUUUCAGGCGCAAGAGCUCCAAAGGGAAACCGGUACUUGGUUUGAAAGUAGUUUUUGUCUGUUAUCCUUUUAUGGAUCUUGAAAACAGUUAAUCA